GCCAAACCAGUGGCGUCAAUAUUCUUUGCAUCACCAUCGUCCCUGUGGGCCGGGGUUGAUUAACCUUAAUCGCCAGACCCGACCAAGGAGGGACCUCGCUUAUCGAUAAACGCGCGACCGACAUCGCUACGGGGCGGUGCCGCUACCCCGGGAUAUUUACGGAGUUGCACGGCAUCUGCCCCACUACCCCACCAAUUGUCAGCGCCCGGCGACGAUGACAGUCUGGCGGAUUCCAUUUAUCCCCACAUGCAUUAUUGACAUGCCUUGUUGGAGACACUUGACACCUUCAAAUUCACUGAUCAGGAGAGAGCUUGUGACUCGGGGACUGCGCCGCAUUCACACACCAACAGCAUUUUGUAAUCAUCAGUCGGGCGGAGGUUUGAGACAACUACGAUCCGAAAAUCCACCGACCAUCCGCCAAGUUUCUUGGGAUAUAUUAUCAACUCAUCUCACCACCCAACUCAUCCGACAUACGACUCAUUCUCUGGGUCACAUCUCACAACCUCUCUUCCGCCGUAACCAUUCAACCAUCACCACCAAAACACCACCAAAAAUGUCCCUUCCAAACCCAGACAACCGCCCCCUCCUAAUCGGGCCUCCCACCGGCCCCGAGCCCCCCUUCCCCUUCCGCAUGGAAGGCAAAGUGAUCUCCGGCUUCGGCCGCGGCUCCAAAGACCUCGGCAUCCCCACCGCCAACCUGCCCGUCGACGACGAAAACACCUGGAUCAGGAACAUCGACUCGGGCGUCUAUUUCGGCUGGGCCUCGCUCAAGCUGCCCGCUUCGCAUCCCAACUCGGUCUUGUACCAGAAACCUCCCACUUCUGAGCCGGUUAUGGAGCCUAUUACCCAGCAACAAAAUCAACAAAAAGAAGGAGGAGAAUCAGCCCAAGAAGAAAAACUCCAAGACCAACAAACCGGCCAAUGGCAGAUCUACCCCAUGGUCAUGUCCAUCGGCUACAACCCCUUUUACAAGAACACGGUGCGCUCGGCCGAGGUGCACGUUUUGGAGAAGUUCGGGGCGGACUUCUACGGGGUGGAGAUGAGGCUUUUGGUUAUGGGGUUCAUUCGGAAUGAGAAGGAUUAUAGCGGGCUGGAGGCGUUGAUUGCUGAUAUCGAGUUUGAUUGUGAGGUGGCGAGACAUAGUUUGGCGAGGAAGGGGUGGAGGGUUAGGGAUUUGGGUGUGAAAGAAGGGGAGGAGGAGGGAGAAUUGGAUGGGAGGAGAUUAAAUGAAGGGCGAUGGGUACGGGCCGAGAAGAAAUGAAGGGCGAUUGGAAAGAUUAGACUUGUGCGAGGUGUGGGAAUAAUGACUGGAUAGCAAGACUAUAGAAUCUAGAGAUGUAAAGCUGGGUUGGAGUGUCAGGGAGGAAAGAGGCAUCUAUAUAAGAAGAGACGAGACAGUUUUUGGAUUAGAAGGAGAGGGCAAGAUACUGGGAGAAAAAUUCGAAUAUAUGUAGGUCGUCAUGAGAAAGAGACGCGCUGGUCAAGGCAGUGUUAGUUUGACAUUACCCAUGGAGGUGAGUACAAUCUAAUGCUAGUUUGUUUGUUAGUUUGGAACUCCUGGUAUACUGGACGAGAUCUAUCCCGAAUUGUCCCAGACCUCACAAGGAUAAAAUGAAUGGCUAGGUAGGGUUCAGAAAGCUAUUAAGAAGAUUCAAUAUAACAUAUUGAAUUUCGGAAGAAGCAUAUUCGAAGUAAAAUCACGCUUUGGUUAUAGAACGAAACGAAUUAAUUAGAC
Messenger RNA from Neurospora tetraspora, 1735 nucleotides. RefSeq lists its product as uncharacterized. The transcript is spliced from 2 exons. Gene Ontology annotation, biological process: riboflavin biosynthetic process; FMN biosynthetic process. The coding region runs from base 215 to 1261 and encodes 348 amino acids. The record is from RefSeq and is a predicted model, not a curated record. Gene Ontology annotation, molecular function: riboflavin kinase activity. Gene Ontology annotation, cellular component: mitochondrion. NCBI's taxonomy places the organism in Eukaryota, Fungi, Ascomycota, Sordariomycetes, Sordariales, Sordariaceae.